Penaeus indicus is the source of this 1569-nucleotide messenger RNA. Its product is annotated as ninjurin-2-like. The record is from RefSeq and is a predicted model, not a curated record. The coding region runs from base 1 to 462 and encodes 153 amino acids. The transcript has 4 exons. Lineage: Eukaryota; Metazoa; Arthropoda; Malacostraca; Decapoda; Penaeidae. Gene Ontology annotation, cellular component: membrane. Gene Ontology annotation, biological process: cell adhesion; tissue regeneration.
AUGGCCGAACCACUUACUGUUCCCGGGGACGCUCUCGGCACAACAGUCGCCCGCAGCGGGGUCAGUGUAGAAAUGACCUUGGGCGGCAAGACCCUGGACCCGAACCGCUAUGCCACCAAGAAGACGGUCGCUCAGGGCAUGCUGGACAUCGCCCUCCUGACGGCCAACGCGUCCCAGCUCAAGUACGUCCUCAGGAUCGGCGAGAAACACGAGUUCUAUAGCCUUAUGCUCGGCCUUAUCAUCACGUCGUUGAUCCUGCAGCUGCUUGUCGGGCUGCUGUCGUUCUCGUUGUCCAUGCUCCGCGACUGCCGGCUGCACCUGCCCGAGUUCCGAAUCUCCGCUCUGGUGAUCAACCACGUAAAUAUCAUCUGCGUCUUCAUCAUCACGGCUCUGAACAUCCUCAUCAGCGGCUUCGGAAUUUACCCGUCGGGCACAGCGGCGUUGCAGUCGGCCGUCUUCUGAUCAGGACCGGAUGGGAUCGGAUUAGAUUCGGGUGGCGUCGGAAAAGAUCGGAUCGGAACCAAGGGGGCUCCGGCGAGAAGAAGGAUGGGAUGCGUCAACAGCUGAUUCGCUUUUGUUUUUUUGGUUUUGUUUUUACAGGCGUCGGGUUCAAGAAUAUUUUCUUUGACGUGAAGAUUAUUAUUAUAUAUUUUUUUUAUUAUGUAAUAUAUCAAGUGGAUUCAAUCGCCGGAAAUCAUAAAUUAGUUGACAUUAUUAUGUAUUAUGAUUAAGGAAUGACGAUAAGAGUUGUAAGUUAAUGCCUUUCAAUAUUUCCUAUCCGUGGUCAUCGCCACAUUAAAGAAAAGAUAAAUGUAUAGUGCCAAGACCUACUCAUGCUCUGUAACCAAGUUGCCAGGCACUCGCGUAUCAGAAUAUGGAGCUUUUCGUCAGUUCAGGAUUUUUAUAUAUGGUGGUCAUUGCCACGUUAUUGCAAGACGAUCAUUUUUGUUCAGAAAGAUUUGCGAAGGCGACUUCCAGCUUGGCUUUGUUAUGAUCUUUGACUUCAGUCCACAAGGCAACACGCUACCUUUAAGAAUCCUGUGGCGAAAGCACGAUUGCCAUUGUGUUUGUCUGUUUAGUAUAUGUACCCAUGAGAGGAUGUGAAACUAUGCGUGCGAAGGUGGGUGUGUGUGUGUGUGCGUGUUCGUGUGUGCGUAUGCGUAUGCGUCUGCGUGUGCGUAUGCUUCUAUGUGUGCGUAUGCUUCUGCGUGUGUGUGUGUGUGUGUGUGUGUGUGUGUGUGUGUGUGUGUGUGUGUGUGUGUGUGUGUGCGCGUGCGUGCGUGCGUGUGCUAGUGUGUGUGUGUAUGUAUGUAUGUGGGCGUGCGUGUAUGUCUGAAAUUUCCCGCAACAAUGGUUAAAAAAGUGCUCUAUCAUGCUAUAGAUAAUCAAAUAAAGCAACACCCAUUUUUAACUGAUUAGAUUAUGUUAAUGACAGUUUAAGGUGUUAAUUUGUUUAGGAAAGUCCUGAGAACAGACAGUGAAUGUUUAUGGUAGUCUUGAUAAGCACUUUUUCAAUUUUUUUUAUAGGUUUGGCCAUGAUUCUUGAAAAAAAUAAAAGAAGUAUUACAC